AGAGACACCUCGGUAGCACUUGGUCUUUUAAAUGGCAACAAUUCAAGAUACUGUUAUAUCAAACUCACUUUCCUCUUCCUCUAGGUUAUUAAACGUGUUGGAGGUCAUCGCCCCGUUCAAGCACUUCAACAAACUCCGGGAGUUCGUUCAGAUGAAACUUCCUCCUGGGUUUCCAGUUAAACUAGACAUCCCCGUCUUCCCCACCAUCACAGCAACCGUCACCUUUCAGGAAUUCCGCUAUGACAAAUUUGAAGCCUCUACUUUCGUCAUCCCGUCUGAAUACAAAGAAGAUCCCAGUCGCUUCCCCGACCUCUGACCUGUCAACACGUCUGACACAAACAGGAAAUGACCAGCGGGUUAAUAUGUGCGAGACAAAAAAAGAGGGAAUCGUGUCAUGUUUUAAUCUUAUAUAUUGUAUCCGUUUAAAAAAAAAAGAAAGAAAAAAAAGGUAACUGGUGUUAUUGAUCAGUUAUUGUUCAUUUUUGCUGAAGGAUCCAAAGUGAAUUGAUGCAAACGGAUGUAACUCGAGCGCCAUCUUACAAAUAGAUGCUUAUUGGCAGGUUUUUUUUGUGAAAUGAGUGAUAGCUUUCGUUGUAUUAGCUGUUCACCACCUGAGCACCUCAAUGCGCUGCUCCAUGCUGCUGUAACUUCCUGUGAAACUGUCAGAAGGCAGUCUGGACUCCUCACCACCACUGUUUUAAUAUCUGCUCUUAUAUCCUCAUCUCUUAUAAGACUUAUUACUGAAAUGUCAUUCUUUCAAAACUGCACUGACACUGUAAAUAAUUCACUUCUCAUCUGUAAUUCAUAAGAUCACAGAUAUAGCUAUAUCCUCAAACUGAGCUUAAUAUUCAUUUAUAAAUGAUGUACUAUAUAUAAAUGUAUAAACUCAAAAGUAACACUGUGUAGCAAUAUAUUUCCACAAAUGUUUUUAACCAUCUGGGGGAAGGUUUAGCAUAACAACACAUUAACAGUUUCGAUAUCCAAUCCUUUUCCCCACUGCAGGAAGCAAGGUCCUGUGCGUUCAGGUUAGCUCAUGUUACCUCUCGGCUGUCUCCAUGUUUGUCGUGAAAGAAAUCUGUGCUCGGUGUGAGUGGAUCAUUGUUCUGUAGCAACGGUUGUUGUGUGUCUAUUUGUGUGUGGGAGAUGGGUUAUCAGGUAAACUGUUCUUAGUUUAAUACUGCUCUGAUAUUAAGUGUAUUUAAGGCAUGCAAUGGCUGUGUUGGCCUACUGGAUCACAUGCAUCUUUAAGCUAUAUUCUCAGAGCGAUUUAUUGGUACCAAGAUUAAGGAAAACUUGGAACACUUUGUAACAACUUUUAAGUUCUUACAAAACCUCAUUGAUGGUAGCGUUCAUUUCUUUCUCCUUUUAAAUCCAAUGAGAUUAAACUAAACUGUGAAGUUGAUAUUGCUGGUGAAACCUGAACAUGUCCAGAUGGGAAAUAAUAUGAUCCAUUCAGUUGUUUCUGGCUUCAGCUUAUAUGUACUGCAACCAUACCUACUUCACGUCCCUUUAAAUAAAGCACCAGCAUCACGUUUCAACCGACUUUGUGCAAGUACAAUAAAAACACAGUAUUUCAUGAAA
This is a messenger RNA of Notothenia coriiceps (black rockcod), 1581 nucleotides long. RefSeq names its product ankyrin repeat domain-containing protein 13C-like. NCBI's taxonomy places the organism in Eukaryota, Metazoa, Chordata, Actinopteri, Perciformes, Nototheniidae. Gene Ontology annotation, molecular function: signaling receptor binding. The record is from RefSeq and is a predicted model, not a curated record. Gene Ontology annotation, biological process: protein retention in ER lumen. The coding region runs from base 32 to 316 and encodes 94 amino acids. The transcript is spliced from 2 exons. Gene Ontology annotation, cellular component: cytoplasm.